GGCAAAGGAGAUGAAGAAGACACGGUCAUCGACAUUCUUUACGAGAACCAGCGAGGCAUGUUCUUCUUUGGCAUUCCGAAGUACUCCUCCGCUUCACUGCUGCCUAGCGAUCCGAAGCCCUGGCAGAAUGGCCAGUUUCGAACAAGCGCUGUAGACAUCCGCAACGCUCAAGUGCCAGAUCCAAGUUGGGAGUGGGCAUGGAAGAGCUGGUAUGUUGACAUGAGUCGCGACGUAGACGAGGAGGGCUGGGAGUACAGCUUUGCGUUCGUUGGCCGUGCCGGCGCGACUUUUGCCUGGCAUGGCAAUCAUCCAUGGUUUCACAGCUUUGUGCGCAGAAGGAGAUGGCUGCGCAUGAGGAAGCGCAAGAGUAACGUGCAUAGAACGCAGGAAAAGGCUCACGAGUUGACUUCGGACUACUUCACGAUUCAUCCUCGGACGAUACGUUCAGCUAACAUGUUGAGUCGGAAUGCGUCGAGUACGCUUGUCAGUAAUAUUGCCAGGCCCGAUCCAAACGUAGACGUCGAGAAGAUGGAAAUCCUGAACAUUGGACAUCUCCUUUUGGCUCUUCGAAAGUCAACAGUGGACAGGGAGAAGAUUGUCGCGGUCCGCAAUUUCACGGAUCAGGGCGGCGAAGAGCUUUACUACCUCAGCGAGCGCAUGGAGGAGAUCAUGGGCAUGCUUAUAUUCCAAUCUUCACGACGCCAGCUGCUGAUUGAUCUCAUCUCGCGUCACGAACAACUGCGAGCAGAGCAACAGGCGCUUGCCAACCACGAGCACGGCAAUGAUUUGCAGCUUCAACAAGAACACGAUCGCAAGGCGCGACAUGCUAGUAACUUGCACAAGGCGAUUCAUGUGGCAGAAGAGCAAGUAAAGAAGCUGGAGUACUGGUCAGAUAUUCGCGGUGUGGGUGGCUCCGCGAUGGCGUCAAAUCGUGAGGAG
Messenger RNA from Pseudocercospora fijiensis CIRAD86, 939 nucleotides. RefSeq lists its product as uncharacterized. The annotation marks the transcript as partial. The transcript has a single exon. Lineage: Eukaryota; Fungi; Ascomycota; Dothideomycetes; Mycosphaerellales; Mycosphaerellaceae. The record is from RefSeq and is a predicted model, not a curated record.